Saccoglossus kowalevskii is the source of this 786-nucleotide messenger RNA. Its product is annotated as D-serine dehydratase-like. Gene Ontology annotation, biological process: D-serine catabolic process. The record is from RefSeq and is a predicted model, not a curated record. NCBI's taxonomy places the organism in Eukaryota, Metazoa, Hemichordata, Enteropneusta, Harrimaniidae. Gene Ontology annotation, molecular function: D-serine ammonia-lyase activity.
UGAAGGAGCAGAUCUGAUGACAGGUGGUCGUAGACGCUGCAUCGCUGUAUCUACCUUGGCUGAAGUGAAAUUCUAUUCAGAUGUUGGUUAUGAUGAUAUUCUAUAUACCGGUUAUUUAGACAGAGCUAAGAUUGAAGUAUGUGCAAAGUUUGCAGAAACCAUCAAUAGCUUUCAUAUCUUACUAGACAGCUACUAUAUUGUGGAGUUGUUACGUGAUAGAGUUUUAAAAGACGAUAAAAAAUGGUCGGUAUUCAUGGAUGUAGACUGUGGCUAUCAUAGAUCUGGUGUAGAUCCGUCUGAAUAUAAUGGUGUGGGGCUGGCUGUGUCUCUCAUGUCCGAAGCGAACAUCUUUUUUUGUGGCCUGUACAUUCACUGCGGCAAUGCCUACAACUGCGCGUCAGUCGAAGAGGUUGCAAUAGUGGCAGACGAUUCAGCAAAGAAAGCCAAGGAUUUUGCUCAAAAACUGAGGUACUACUAUGCAGUAAGAAAAAUGAAGAGACACAAAGUAAAUUUUCCACACAUUGCACUCGGCUCCACUCCAACAUGCAGUCAGCCUGUACCAAGCAUGAAAGAUGAAGUCACAGAAUGGCACCCUGGGAACUACAUUUUUUAUGACGUGGAGCAGCAGUCACUUGGAUCUUGUAAAGCAUAUGACAUUGCCGUCCAAGUGCUAACAGAGUGAUUGCUCACUACCCUAGUAGAAAACAAAUGCUGAUAGAUUGUGGAUGGACUGGAUUGAAUCUACAUGGUGCAGAACAUGGACAUGGAACAGUACUAGGACACCCC